This is a messenger RNA of Aphanomyces invadans, 499 nucleotides long. RefSeq lists its product as hypothetical. Gene Ontology annotation, molecular function: nucleoside triphosphate diphosphatase activity. Gene Ontology annotation, biological process: nucleoside triphosphate catabolic process. The record is from RefSeq and is a predicted model, not a curated record. The transcript has 5 exons. NCBI's taxonomy places the organism in Eukaryota, Oomycota, Saprolegniomycetes, Saprolegniales, Verrucalvaceae. Bases 27 to 455 code for a protein of 142 amino acids.
AUUCAUUCGAACGUGCUUGAACGAACAUGGAGAUGCCACCACCAGUAUCUCGUCCACCGGCAGCCGCCUCGAAGGCCACGCCGCCUCGCUUUGAGGAGACCUUGACACUGGAGCGACUUCGGGAGAAGAUUGAGCACUUUGCGGACGAACGCGACUGGCACAAGUUCCACACUCCUCGCAACUUGCUGCUGGCCAUGACAGGAGAAGUUGGCGAAGUGUGCGAGUGCUUCCAGUGGCGAAACGAUGAUGGGCAAGACGUUGACACGUGGACUGCAGAAGACAAGGAGCACCUUGGCGAAGAGCUCAGCGACGUCCUCAUCUACCUCGUUCGUUUAGCAGAUCGGUGCAACAUUGACCUGCCGACGGCGGCAUUGCGCAAAAUGGAAAAGAACGCCAUCAAGUACCCUGCCAAACUCGCGAAGGGCAGCUCGCUCAAGUACACGGCCUACACAUAGCUGCAUUCGGCGAUCGAUUGAAUGCACGAUCCGGUUCUCUGCAA